Molecule: messenger RNA, 2455 nt
Organism: Botrytis cinerea B05.10
Lineage: Eukaryota; Fungi; Ascomycota; Leotiomycetes; Helotiales; Sclerotiniaceae
Exons: 3
Coding region: 72-1865 (597 amino acids)
Molecular function (GO): 5'-flap endonuclease activity
Source: RefSeq, a predicted model, not a curated record
GCAUAAGUCAGUCUUGAUUGACAAGUUAAAGUGCCUAACCUGGCCCCAUCACUACGUUAAGCUCAUAUAGGAUGGGUAUACCAGAACUCUGGCAGCUUUUUGACAAAGCUGAAAUCGGAGAGAAUAUCUCCACUGCUGCGUUUGCUGCCCAACAUUUUGAGAGGGAAAGAAGGCCCCUUCGAAUUGCAGUGGAUGUUUCCAUCUGGAAGUUCAAGUGUUAUUUAGAUAAAAAGGAAGUGGAAGCCAUUCGUAGAAAGGUCCCACCUGCGAAUCCAAACGAGAAGAACAUUCUCUACAAGAUUUUGAAACUUCUGAAACUGAACAUCCAACUGAUUUUUGUCGCGGAUGGUAGUCAUCGACCAAAAGAGAAAUAUGGUGGUCAAUCGCCAUGGUACAAAUAUCUUUCCCAGGACGAUAGACUCCUCAAAAAGAUGGCCACUUCCCUAGGCGUAAUAUGGCAUGAAGCACCCGGUGAAGCCGAGGCGGAGUGUGCAGCUUUGCAAAGCCGUGGGGUGGUAGAUGCCAUUUGGACAGAAGAUUCGGAUGCUUUCAUGUUCGGGUGUACAUCUCUAAUACGUUUCUGCCAUGUUAAAAAACCCAAGGUGAAGAGGCCUGGAAACAAUCAAGACUGGGUCAACGAAUCUGAUGAGACAAGGCGUGAGGUCGACCUCGAUAACAUUAUCAUUUACCGAGCAGAUAAAAUACAAGAGCAAUUCCCAGGCUUGACUCGAGAUGGUCUCGUAUUGUUCGCGGUCUUAAAGGGGGGCGAUUACAGUAAAGACGGUAAAAGUCUCACAAAUUGUGGUGCUUCUCUGGCGUUACAAAUAGCGACUGCGAAAGAAGGCUUUGGCAAAGACCUUUGCAACGUAUCACACGCAGAUUUCUCAAUUUGGAGGAACAGUCUUCGGGAACAUCUCACAAGCAUCAACAAAAGAAUCGACGUACCAGAUAACUUUCCAGACCCUCGCAUUGUUGGCCUUUACAACAAGCCUUUAGUCUCGUCCGAGAAAAUUACGAGCGACAUUGGAAAGUUUUGGAACCCCUCUUUUGAUGAGAUGGAGUUACAAAGAUUCAUCGCUCCGAUAUUCAAUUUUUGGGUAGCUGAAUACAUCAAGUAUAUCUUACCUAUCCUUCUCGUCCGUUCUCUCGCCUCUACACAGCCAGGACAGGAAGCGAGUAACAACUGCUAUAAACUUAAUGUCAUUACCAAGAAGAAAUCGCCUGUUCUACAGAAGAAUGUAGAGGUGCUAAUAUCUGCAGUAACACUCAUGGACUUACAAGCCUGGAGAGAUGAAUUUACGAAUAAAGGUCGAAGCGGGAAAGUAGCACCAGUCACUGAAAUGGUCAAGUGUGAGGAUUUGCUGGCGUGCAUUAUUGAACAUGGUACCAAACAAGCUCUUCCACCGGCUGCACCAUCCUUCGGGCGCAAUAAAACUGUGGUAUCUCUUGAGACCAUUUCCAAAGCCAAAAAACGGGCAGGGUCGCCAGUAGCUCCGAUCAACACUUUCUCUUCGCCACAUCAACAGCUGCCGCCAAAAAGAGCUAAAAUUAUAUCAGAGCAGAUACCAAAACCCCGGCCAACUACUAAAGCUUCUAUAGAACCUGCGCCCGCACACUCUGAAGUCUCACAUCAAGCUCAAAAUAUUUCUUCCUCUACCAAAGAGAAUACAAUGCAUAAGUCACCAGAACGGGAUAGGAAUCCGAGGCAUCCUCGGCUGAGAGAUACAAAUAAAUCUUCGGUAACAACCAUUGACCUCACUCUCGAUGAUUCUUCGGACGAGGACAAUCAGGUUACCAAUACUAAUGCUCAAUCACACCUUUACCCCAAUCUCGUCACAAAACUCACAACUGGGUACCGUUCGUGAAGCUCGACUUAGAAAUUUCGGUUCUGAUAUCUCUAAGCCAGCAUCUAUGCCAGCGGCUCAAAAUUCCAUUCACUGCGCAUCGCCAAAUGCACACGGAGACUCCAAACUCUCACCCCUCGCUAACAAACCUCUUCCUCCGGGUAUUAAGGACGAUGAUUUUGAUGGAUUCUUCUCUGAUUCGUCCAUUUGACGACUUUACGACUUGAUGAUUAUAACUUCAUUUCGUGUGGCGCAAAUUGCUUGAGCGAACAGUAUUAGGUGAUUUGGUUUUGCUUAUACCCUUUUGAUUUGGCAUUUGAUUUAGCAUUUGAUUUGGCAAUCAUGGGCUACACAUAACUUGUAUGAUACUUGUAAAGAUUCAAUGGCGAUAUCGGCUACGAAGAGUGGCUUUGCAGAUUAUGUUAUAUAGGAGAAACAUUAUCAGGGCAGUAAUCGUAUAUUCUUGGUCAUACUUUACUUGAAUCAUGGAUUUGGAAAGAAAAGCAAUCCCGACAAGCAAACCCUCCUCUGGAUUGUUGCUAGUGAAAAGUUUAGCUCUACUGUAUUUAUGUUUUAUAACCAAUCAAAUAGAAUUGGAAAUUCACCGGUCA